CAAGACUUGGAUUAUCCUUUGUGAUUUUUCUACACUCCUGAUUUCUUCUUACUCCGCGACUGGACCUGACUCUUACACCGACUCUACAGCAGUGAUGAUGAACUUCGGAGGAGGAGCCGCGCUUCAGCAGCACCAGGAUGUGGAGCCCGAGCCCGAGCCCGAGCCCGGAUGGAGCGGACUGGACGACCCCUGGAACGGGACACAGAGGGAGACGUUUGUGUUUCCGCAGGAUGAGGACGAUGACAACUGGCCUGUGCUAUGCCUCUCUCCUGUUUGGAUGCCAACACCUGUGGGGAGCCCAUCCCCACCUAUGAGAGGCCUCUCUCCUUUAUGUACCCCACCACCUGUGAGGAGCCCAUCCCCACCUAGGAGAGGCCUCUCUCCUUUAUGUACCCCACCACCUGUGAGGAGCCCAUCCCCACCUAGGAGAGGCCUCUCUCCUUUAUGUACCCCACCACCUGUGAGGAGCCCAUCCCCACCUAGGAGAGGCCUCUCUCCUUUAUGGACCCCACCACUCGUGAGGAUCCCAUCCCCACCUAUGAGAGGUCUCUCUCCUUUAUGGACCCAACCACUUGUGAGGAUCCCAUCCCCACCUUUGAGAGGUCUCUCCCCUUUAUUGACCCCACCACCUGUGAGGAGCCCAUCCCCACCUAUGAGAGGCCUCUCUCCCGUAUUGAUCCCACCACCUGUGGAGAGCCUCUCUUCUGUAUGGAUCCCACCACCUGUAUGGAUCCCACCACCUGUGGGGAGCCCAUCCACACAUAUUAGAGGCCUCUCUCCUGUAUGGAUCCGACCACCUGUAUGGAUCCCACCACCUGUGGGGAGCCCAUCCACACAUAUUAGAGGCCUCUCUCCUGUAUGGACCCCACCACCUGCUAUGAGCACAUCCGCACCUAUGAGAGGCCUCUCUCCUGUAUGUAUCCCACCACCUGUGGGGAGCCGCUCUCCUGUAUGGUUCCCAGCACCUGUAUGGAUCCCACCACCUGUGGAGAGCCCAUCCCCACCUAUGAGAGGCCUCCCGCCAGUUUGGAUCCCACCACCUGUCCCACGCCAGGGCAUAAGGAGGAGGAGGGACGAAGAGGAUGGCAGUCAAGAAGCCCCUCCGAGUAGACGGCAGCAUGUGGAUCAGGAUGGGUAGCUGGAUUUCAUCAGGAGGAUCGUCCAUCACCUCUUAUCCAUGAUGUAUAGUAAGUAUGUAUGGUAAGUAUGUGUGGUAAGUAUUUCACCCCUAGGUUUCAGCAUUAGUCUUUUUUAAUAAAUAUGUAAUCCUUUUAAACACGUGGGGUGGUGAGAAUCCGCUUGAUACCUUCUCAUCUGUUGGGUUGGAAAAAAAAUAAAAAAAAUUUUGGGAACAGGUUACAUAGUUAGCUCCAAAAUGUUUCAUUAGACCCAAGAGCCCAGUGUUCAUGCUCAGGCCUCUUCUGUAGUUUUUUAAGAACAGCUCUUACGAGCUCAUAGCCCAUAGUUCAUAGCUACAUCAUUCAGUCACUUUAUGAAUCUUGGUGUGAUUGGGCAGGCAUCCAGAGGAUUCUUA
Molecule: messenger RNA, 1534 nt
Organism: Hemibagrus wyckioides
Lineage: Eukaryota; Metazoa; Chordata; Actinopteri; Siluriformes; Bagridae
Exons: 2
Coding region: 95-1138 (347 amino acids)
Source: RefSeq, a predicted model, not a curated record